Molecule: messenger RNA, 1854 nt
Organism: Pogonomyrmex barbatus (red harvester ant)
Lineage: Eukaryota; Metazoa; Arthropoda; Insecta; Hymenoptera; Formicidae
Gene: Cad96Cb
Product: protocadherin Fat 4-like Cad96Ca
Biological process (GO): homophilic cell-cell adhesion
Cellular component (GO): plasma membrane
Molecular function (GO): calcium ion binding
Source: RefSeq, a predicted model, not a curated record
ACACAGGAUUACUUUGUUUUUGUGAAUGCUUUGGAAGGCACUCUUGUAUUAAGAAAAUCAUUGGAUUAUGAAACUCUCACUAACUUCUCCGUUGAUAUUCGUGCUCAAGAUCAAGGUAGCCCACCUCGUUCAUCAACAACAACAUUACAUGUAAACGUUGGCGAUGCUGAUGAUCAAAAUCCAGCUUUUUUAAACGAUCAAUAUAAAGUCACUGUACCUCGUCAUGUCAAAGGAAGGAAACCGUUAAGAGUAAUACCUGCUGCGAUAAAAGCCGUAGAUCAAGAUGUCGGCAUAAAUGCAGCAGUCCGAUAUACGAUACAAGGUGGAAUUUUACCUUUUCUGGAUUUGAAUCCUGAGACUGCUGAAAUCGUCAUGAUUCGUUCGCUGCAGGACCACGAACUAAUGACACCAGCGACUAUUGUUAUUAAGGCUACUCAAAUAAAUAAUGCGGAUAGAUAUGCUCUUGCCACAGUUAUUGUCUCGCGAGAAGAUGCGGUUGGUCCAACAGCAGGUGGCCGAUUACCCGUAAAAUUUAUGCUGAAGAAUCAUGAAACGAGUGUACCAGAGGACACGCCACCCGGUAGUGUUCUUCUAACGACGGGAGUCAACAAAGCCGAUUCUAACUUAAAAUUCUGGCUGGUGGGGCCUAUGGAAGAUUUAGAGAGAUUCUCGAUCACUAAUUCCGGCGAGUUAAUUCUCAAAGGCAAUUUGGAUUAUGAGCGACGGAUCCAGCACAGCUUUUUGGUUCACGUCACGGACGGAUAUCAUAAUGAUACGUCACGCGUGAACGUUUCAGUCGAAGAUGUAAACGAAUGGGAACCUCGAUUCCGAUAUCCCCGAUACGAAUUUCACGCUCAUUCCGCGAGAGAAGGCUCCGUCAUAGGAAAAUUAGAAACGGCUGAUGGCGAUAGAGGAGAUAACAUCAGUUUAUCUCUCAAAGGACAAGAUGCGAGAUCCUUCGAGAUUAGAGGUAAUGGAGAACUGGUGCUAAGAUCUUUAAGUUCAUUUAACGGAACUUUGGCUCGAUUUAUGGCGAUAGCUUCUGACACUGGAAAACCAUCUAGAUCCAGCACCGUUCCAGUCAUCGUUCACGUACCAAAUGGCGGUUCAUUGCCGAUUGCUGCGAGAGCUGCACCUGCUUGGCUCGGGAGUAGUGUACUGUUAGUUGCAAUAUUCGGCGCAGUUUUGGGUCUUCUUGGUGUUGUUAUACUCAUUCUCAUCCUUUACAUUUACAAACACAAAAAGCCAAAAAGUGGUGGUUCGGUCAGCUCUGUGGGUACUGGAUAUCGCGAAAAAUCACCGGUUCCCUCAGCUCUAAGUCCAACUCCGCAAGUGUUAGGUGCCAACGCUCUUCAGGACGUUUUGGAGGGCCCGCGAAAUCGGCGUCAUGAUAUCGACGGCAAUGAAAAUGAUAAUGUCGAUAGUCGCAACGAGAUUGAUAAUCCCGUUUUCGGAGAAACCAAUGAGAGCUCAUACAGCGCUACGAUCAAAAGUAUAGCUUCGGCAAGACAGUUACCGCUGUACACCAGGCAUAAAGUGGCGCCUGCUCCAAAUCCACCAGCUUUAUCAGCUACUUCAAACAUUCCCAAUAUCGGUGGGCUGGUGCAGAAUAUGAAUGAUUUGAGUGCUAGAACGAAUCUGGAUGCUGGAUCCCACGACUCUUCCAAUUAUUCGGGAGACCCUCCAGAUUCUCUGAUGCCAGCGUGGCCUGCUAGUUCAGCUUUGCCAAGAAUUAAAAAAUUAUCUUGGGACGAUGACGAUAGGACCGUGGACAGCGUCGAGGUCGCGGCGGAAACGCGAACCGGAGACAAUCAAGCUGGCAACGAGAGGCUCAAUCUCACUGUGUACUUUUAA